CUCUCCCAUUCCAUCUUGCUCUCCUGCCUCCAUCCUCCCCUUCCUGUUCUCUCCGACCACUCGUCCUCGUCCCAGCCCCGGGCUUCCAGUGGUUCCCAAGCAAGGGUCCCAAGCAGUGGCAGCAGGCACCCAGGGCCUCAGCCUGUCCUGUUCUGCCCUGGAGGUUGCAGAAUCAGGGGAAGAAGGAGGGACACCUUGUCAGCCUCCCAGGCAUGCCCACCAUGUGGCCCCUGUGGCUCGUCGCCUCCCUGCUGGCCCUGAGCCAGGCCCUACCCUUUGAGCAGAAGGGCUUCUGGGACUUCACCCUGGACGACGGGCUGCCCAUGCUGAACGACGAGGAGGCUUCAGGCGCUGAGACAACUUCAGGCGUCCCGGACCUGGACGCCCUCACGCCCACUUACAGCGCCAUGUGUCCUUUUGGCUGCCACUGCCACCUGCGGGUUGUUCAGUGCUCCGACCUGGGUCUGAAGGCCGUGCCCAAGGAGAUCUCACCCGACACCAUGCUGCUGGACCUGCAGAACAACGACAUCUCGGAGCUCCGCGCCGAUGACUUCAAGGGCCUCCACCACCUCUACGCUCUCGUCCUGGUGAACAACAAGAUCUCCAAGAUCCACGAGAAGGCCUUCAGCCCCCUGCGGAAGCUGCAGAAGCUCUACAUCUCCAAGAACCACCUGGUGGAGAUCCCUCCCAACCUGCCCAGCUCCCUGGUGGAGCUCCGCAUCCAUGACAACCGCAUCCGCAAGGUGCCAAAGGGCGUGUUCAGCGGGCUGCGAAACAUGAACUGCAUCGAGAUGGGCGGGAACCCCCUGGAAAACAGUGGCUUUGAGCCGGGAGCCUUCGAUGGCCUGAAGCUCAACUACCUGCGCAUCUCUGAGGCCAAGCUCACCGGCGUCCCCAAAGACCUCCCCGAGACCCUGAAUGAACUCCACCUGGACCACAACAAAAUCCAGGCCAUCGAGCUGGAGGACCUGCUCCGUUACUCCAAGCUGUACAGGUUGGGCCUGGGCCACAACCAGAUCCGCAUGAUCGAGAACGGGAGCCUAAGCUUCCUGCCCACCCUGCGGGAGCUGCACUUGGAUAAUAACAAGCUGUCCAGGGUGCCUUCCGGCCUUCCGGACCUCAAGCUCCUCCAGGUGGUGUACCUGCACACCAACAACAUCACCAAGGUGGGCGUCAACGACUUCUGCCCCGUGGGCUUCGGGGUCAAGCGGGCCUACUACAACGGCAUCAGCCUCUUCAAUAACCCCGUGCCCUACUGGGAGGUGCAGCCGGCCACUUUCCGCUGCGUCACUGACCGCCUGGCCAUCCAGUUUGGCAACUACAAAAAGUAGAGGCAGCGGCAGCCGCCGUGGUGGCCUGGGCCGGGUCUCUGGGGAGCACAGCAGACAUCCCGAAGGGGAGGGCAGAGCCAAGGAGCCGAGCCAGCGCCCAGCUGCGCCCAACCCAGCCCCGCCCUGAUCCCGGACCCCGACUCGCUGCCUCCUGACGCCCUCAUCCUGGCUCCCAAGCACGCAGAUGGGGCACAAGACCCAGCCGCCCAUCACAUGCCUGUUGGCCUCAGAGCUGCCCCUGCCCGCCCCCCACCGUCCUAGCCACUCAGAGGCCCCCUCAUAAAGCUCUCUUCCCAUUCACCCUCAAAUCAAAUGACCCGAGGCUCCAGUCCAAGAAAGACGGGCCCUGGGUCUAGGGAUGGGAAGGGGCUAACAAGGAUGGAGACAGCCCCCCGCACCUGCCGGGCGCACGUUCCUCCUUCUCGUGUGCUUCCGGCUCCCAACCGUCCUUGGCCGGGCCUGCUGCUCCUGACCUCCAACGCUCCCCCCCUUCUGCAAGUUCAUGGCCUGGCCCGUCCAUCCAAGCCUCUUUCCUCUACUGGCCUCUAGACCAGGAUCUUCCUCCCUGGCUCUCUCUCUCUCUCCCUGUCCCUCUCCAUGUGUCCGUCUCAUCCCCCCUCUCCUCUCUCACAUCUCCCAGCUGGGUCCGCUGUCUGUGGCGCGGGGCUUCUGCUCAGCCCCUACCCAGGCAAGCCCCGGGGCAGAGGGCAGCUGCCCCCAAGCCUGGACAGUCCUGGAGGAGGUCAGCAGGUGGAGACGAUGCACCCUGCAGGCACCCCGCAGUCCACAGGGGAGCAUUGGCCCCGAAAGGGCCCAGCCUCCCACUGGAGCCCCAGCCAGCUUUCAUCGCCCCCUCUCCCCACGAGAUGGCUAGCUCUCCCUUCCCCUCGCCUUCUGGCCCCUGGUAUGGUGGGGGUUUCAGACGAUCACACCCAGCUUGAGGAGGGGCUGCUUCUGAGGUCGGUUGUUGUCUUUCAAUUAAAGAAACACUGUGCAAUA
Molecule: messenger RNA, 2330 nt
Organism: Nyctereutes procyonoides (raccoon dog)
Lineage: Eukaryota; Metazoa; Chordata; Mammalia; Carnivora; Canidae
Gene: BGN
Product: biglycan
Exons: 8
Coding region: 213-1331 (372 amino acids)
Molecular function (GO): protein binding
Source: RefSeq, a predicted model, not a curated record